Molecule: messenger RNA, 2819 nt
Organism: Amphimedon queenslandica
Lineage: Eukaryota; Metazoa; Porifera; Demospongiae; Haplosclerida; Niphatidae
Product: ribosomal protein S6 kinase alpha-3
Exons: 21
Coding region: 309-2585 (758 amino acids)
Biological process (GO): intracellular signal transduction; protein phosphorylation
Molecular function (GO): ATP binding; magnesium ion binding; protein serine/threonine kinase activity
Source: RefSeq, a predicted model, not a curated record
CCUCCUUUGGGAUGGAUCUUCCUGUGGUUCGUUAAGUGAGAAAAUCUCUCUCUCUCUUUCUAUCAAUACUUCUGUUUCUCUACCUCUCGACCUCUUUCCUAGUUUUAGAACACAGUGUUCCCUACCUUCAACUGACAAUACAGCAUCAAGAAGGCUACAAAGUCUGCGGUCAGGCGACAAGUAGAAAACGGCCGCAAUAUUUGCAGACGACGAAAAUAAUUAAUGACAACAAUUUUGCCACCACCUCCUCCGCUGUUUCUUCUUUAUCUUCUCCUACACUAAAGGCCAAGACGAAUACUUCCACCAUUAUGCCACUGGCCCAGUCUCACCCAUGGCAGACCAUGAAAUUUAAGGAAGAAGAAGUGAACAGCCAAGAAGUUGAAGAUAUGGUCACUGAUCAGCAACAGGCUGGAGCACCAGGAGGUCCAUCUUCAAAUAGCACAGAAACUGAGAUAAACCUGGCUCAUGCAGUUGAGAGAGGCAGCCUGCCAAAAGCCGACCCAUCACAGUUUGAAUUAGUUAAAGUGUUGGGCCAAGGAUCAUUUGGGAAGGUAUUUUUAGUAAGAAGACUGGUAGGACAUGAUGCUGGUAAGCUCUAUGCUAUGAAAGUAUUGAAGAAAGCGACGCUCAAAGUUCGUGACAGAAUAAGAACAAAAAUGGAGCGAGAUAUACUAGCUGAUGUCCGUCAUCCUUUUGUGGUAGCUUUAGAAUACGCCUUUCAAACCGAGGGAAAGCUAUACUUAGUUUUGGAAUUUCUUCGAGGUGGAGACCUUUUUACACGUUUAUCCAAAGAGGUCAUGUUCACAGAAGAGGAUGUCAAGUUUUAUUUGGCUGAAUUGGCACUGGCCCUUCACCACUUGCAUGGACUGGGUAUUGUGUACAGAGACUUGAAACCAGAGAAUAUUUUGUUAGAUGCGGAUGGACACAUUAAACUGACAGAUUUUGGUCUCAGCAAGGAGUCAGUGGAUGAUAAGAAGACUUUUUCAUUCUGUGGUACGGUGGAGUACAUGGCGCCAGAGGUCGUCAACAGGAAAGGUCACGAUAUAACGGCCGAUUGGUGGUCAUUCGGAGUGUUAAUGUAUGAGAUGUUAACUGGGUCUCUGCCUUUUCAAGGCGAGAAUAGGAAAGCAACCAUGAACAUGAUAUUAAAAGCUAAGUUGGGUAUGCCACAGUUCCUGUCACCUGAGGCUCAGUCUCUCCUUAGAGUACUCUUCAAACGUAACCCUCUCAAUCGCCUGGGCUAUGGAACCAAUGGGAUUGAUAAUAUAAAGGCACAUCCUUUCUUUAAGAGCAUCAACUGGGACAAACUGUACAAACGAGAAGUGAUGCCACCUUUCAAGCCGGCCUGUGGAAGUGCCGACGAUGCAUUUUAUUUUGAUUCGGAAUUCACAUCACGAACCCCGAAAGACUCUCCAGGUGCUCCAGUCAGUGCUCAUUCUAAGGAACUCUUCCGUGGGUUUAGCUACGUUGCACCUUUAUUAGGAAUGGAGGUUGAUGAUCCCAGUAGUAGUUCUAAUGGUAUUAAAGUUAAAUCAGGUGCAGCUGGGGUUGCUAGUGCCCACAUGUCAACUCUGGGUUCACCGUUACCAGUAAGAACUACUGCCAUUAAUGAUGACUAUGACAUUAAGGAGGAUAUGUUAGGCUAUGGCUCUUACUCCAGGUGCGUUAGGUGCAUUCACAGAGCAACCAAUCAGGAGUUUGCCGUCAAAAUAAUAUCAAAAGAGAAGUCAACACGCGAUGUUGAUGAAGAGAUUGAGAUUCUUCUUCGCUAUGCUCCACAGCACGAGAACAUCAUUAAACUGAGAGAUGUAUAUGAUGACGGUACUUAUAUCUACAUGGUGAUGGAGCUGAUGAGAGGCGGUGAGCUUUUGGAUAAGAUCAUCAGCCAAAAGUUCUUCUCUGAAAAAGAGGCAGCCGCUGUUCUGGCCAUAUUGACUGAUACAGUUAGUUAUCUUCAUCUGAAAGGUGUUGUUCAUCGUGACCUCAAGCCCUCCAAUAUUCUAUAUGCCGAUCCCUCUUGCUCGCCUCGCUCACUCAGGAUAGCUGAUUUUGGUUUUGCUAAGCAGCUCCGGGCGGAGAACGGUCUCCUUAUGACGCCUUGUUAUACCGCCAACUAUGUUGCACCUGAAGUCCUUAAGAAACAAGGAUACGAUGCCGCCAUUGAUAUAUGGAGCUUAGGAGUAUUACUGUACACAAUGCUCGCUGGUGAGUGUCCAUUUGCAGCAGGUCCUGAUGAUGGCCCCGAUAAGAUUCUCUCGAGGAUCAGCGAAGGUAAAAUCAAUUUGACCGGCGGGAACUGGGACACAGUCUCGGCUGCUGCCAAGGACCUUGUACUACGAAUGCUUCACGUUGAUCCACAGCAACGCUGCACUGCUGCUCAGAUUUUACAGCAUCCAUGGAUCACUUCCAGGGAUUCGUUACCAGACCAUAAACUAUCUUUUAAAGGAACUCAAAUCAAGGGUGCCCUGGCAGCAACAUUCUUUGCUCUUAAUCAACCGCCCUCGGCUAAAUUGGAACCAGUUUCAAAUUCUUCUAUGCUGCAGCGACGCAAGAAAGUAGAGUCGUCUUCUUCAAAUAUGUCAUAAGAGGUAGCACUAAUAGCUGUAGAACUGUCUCUUCUCUUCUUCUUUCAAUUAUAUCUUCAAAAACUACUUAACUAUCAUUUUCAGUAAUUUUACAUGUACUGUAUUUUAUUAUUAUUAUUAUUAUUAUUAUUAUUAUUAUUAUCUCAAGUUAAUUAUAGUUUUAGCAUAUUUUGUGUGCGUUUUUGUGUGUAGAAUUUUAACGUUUAAUUUCAUGGACUUCUAAUAAUCAAACUA